CACACACUAAACAGAGCUGAUUGCUCUUGUCAAGCAAAUUAACAAUUCAAUGUCUCUUGUUGUUGUAAAGCAAAAAUGCAAAAUUCAUUGCUGAAUCCUUUGGUUUUCUGGUCCCAAACUGAGGGUCAAAUUAGCCUCAAAGUCGACCUCAAGGAUAGUCAGGUGGAUGACUUUACCUGCACGGGGAGUCGUAUUAAUUUCCAAGCAACUGGACGUGGUGCAUCGGGGAGUCAAGAGUAUGGCUUCACAUUGGAGCUCUUUGGGAACGUUUCUCCGGAUGAAUGUAAAUUCACCACAUCAGAUGCACGUGUUGACAUUAGUCUGAAGAAGGUAACACCGUCGUGGUGGCCACAGCUCUGCCCACCGGGAACGGAAAAAUUGCAUUUCCUGAAGAUUGACUUUGAUAAAUGGAAAAGCGGUGAGGAUGAGACGGAGAGUGAUGAGGAAAAGGCACGAUUGGAUGAUCAACGGGACAUCCUUGCGGACUACCCGGAUGUCCUGCAGCGGCUACAGACGCAGGAGUUGGGCUACCGCAAGGAGCAAGGGAAGAAAGUCUACUUAGCUCUCUACAAUCUCCUUCAAUUUGUUGGAUUUCUCUACAUUGUCACCGUUCUUGGGUUGAGACUCGCCCGGGAUGGGCAUGAGGCAACGCAUGAGGCCUAUGAAGCUGUCGGGAAGGCUUUCAAGUUCUGUCAACUCAUGCAAUUCCUCGAGGUUUUGCAUCCAAUGUUUGGGUACACCAAAGGUGGUGUCUUGGCGCCAUUGAUGCAAACAACAGGACGUGCUGUUGUCCUCUUCUUGGCCAUUGAUACAGAUGAACGUGUUCAGAGGCUUACAAUUGUUGCCUACCUCUUCCUUGUUUGGGCUAUCGUUGAGCUAGUCAGAUAUCCUCACUACCUCAUGAGGCUUGUAGGGGUUCAUGUAGCACAGCUGGAGUGGCUGAGGUACACCCUGUGGAUCCCAUUGUACCCUCUGGGGGCUCUGUAUGAGACACUUGUUCUCCUACGAGCUGCAGAAUUUAUGGAGGCAACAGAUAGAUUUGCAGUUCGCCUUCCAAACAAGUGGAAUGUUACCUUUGACAUGGCCCUAGCUAUUAGAAUUUACGUUCUCGUUGCCAUUUUACCCGGUGUCUCGUACCUCAUGUCAAUGAUGCAGAAGGCACGCAGGAAGAGACUUAGGUCACGUUCGAAAAAACUCGCUUGAUGCCUCAAAUUGUAGUUUAAUCGGUGAUUUAGUUUCCUUAUUUUUUUUUUGUCCAAAGGUUCAACGGAUGGAUUUUGAUGGCAACAUAUUGAUUAAUUAUAAUUGUUGAAAUUUGACUCCUUCUGUAAAAUAGUCUAUUCAAAUUAACCGUUACAAUGACGCUGCUUCCUUGAAAAAUUCAAAUAUUUAACGUCUGAAACAUUUGACGUUUAUUCAAGAAACAUUCAGCAUGAAGGCGGAGCUUCUUUGCAAGGUCAAUUUGAAUAGAGUAUUGUUGAUUUUCUUUACAAUUCCAAAGGGAGAAGUUUUGGUGUGUGGUGGUGUGAAAUAAAUAAAAGUCAUUUGAUGAA
Molecule: messenger RNA, 1553 nt
Organism: Lutzomyia longipalpis
Lineage: Eukaryota; Metazoa; Arthropoda; Insecta; Diptera; Psychodidae
Gene: Hacd2
Product: very-long-chain (3R)-3-hydroxyacyl-CoA dehydratase 3
Exons: 3
Coding region: 76-1203 (375 amino acids)
Biological process (GO): fatty acid elongation; very long-chain fatty acid biosynthetic process; sphingolipid biosynthetic process
Cellular component (GO): endoplasmic reticulum membrane
Molecular function (GO): 3-hydroxyacyl-CoA dehydratase activity
Source: RefSeq, a predicted model, not a curated record